Messenger RNA from Effrenium voratum, 327 nucleotides. NCBI's taxonomy places the organism in Eukaryota, Dinophyceae, Suessiales, Symbiodiniaceae. The record is from the annotation of a GenBank genome assembly.
AUGCACGGGCACGCUCACCAGGAGGGCGUCCACCCACAUUCGAGCUGGUUUGGCUGCGGCUGGUUCUUUGCCUCACCCAGAGCGUGCUUAGAGGACGUGGUCAGGGAUGCCAGGGAUGCGGCCCACUUCUCCGCGCACAUCGCGGGCAUGGUGCACACGCGCUCCGCCAAGGCGUGGGCGCAGCAGGCGGCCAGCCGCAGCGCUGAGGCGCUGGACCAGUCCACCAACGCCCUCAAGGAGAUCAUGAGGGCGGAGGCGUGGCAGAACACGAUGCCCCUGGUGGCGCCCGCGUGGGAAGAGAGGAGAAGACGAGUGGACUUCCUGUGA